AGGUUGUUGAGCAAGCGCAAGUUGCAGGAAUUGGUUAGGCAGAUCUAUCCCGACGAGCGUCUCGAACCGGAAGUUGAGGACUUGCUCUUGGAGGUCGCGGAUGAGUUUGUUGAGUCAGUCGCUGGAUUUGCGUGUCGCUUGGCUAAGCACCGCAAGUCGGACACGUUGGAUGUAAAGGAUGUCCAGUUUCACUUGGAGAAGAACUACAAUAUUCGCGUGCCUGGGUUCGCCAUGGAUGAGAUUAGGAGUAUUCGGAAGAACCAGCCUACGCCUGGCUAUCAGCAAAAGGCGAGC
Molecule: messenger RNA, 294 nt
Organism: Saitoella complicata NRRL Y-17804
Lineage: Eukaryota; Fungi; Ascomycota; Saitoellomycetes; Saitoellales; Saitoellaceae
Exons: 1
Biological process (GO): RNA polymerase II preinitiation complex assembly; DNA-templated transcription initiation
Cellular component (GO): transcription factor TFIID complex; SLIK (SAGA-like) complex; SAGA complex
Molecular function (GO): protein heterodimerization activity; DNA binding; TBP-class protein binding
Source: RefSeq, a predicted model, not a curated record